Molecule: messenger RNA, 3330 nt
Organism: Belonocnema kinseyi
Lineage: Eukaryota; Metazoa; Arthropoda; Insecta; Hymenoptera; Cynipidae
Product: macoilin
Exons: 12
Coding region: 677-2833 (718 amino acids)
Biological process (GO): neuronal signal transduction
Cellular component (GO): rough endoplasmic reticulum membrane
Source: RefSeq, a predicted model, not a curated record
UGAAUUCUGAACAAAAGAAAAUGACUUUUUAACAAGAUUGUUAAAUUUCGAACAAAAUAAUAAUUCUUUGGUGUACAGCGGGUUGCCGAAAACUAACAUAUUCGUCAAACAUAACCUCAAAACUAACCUUUAAUACCCUCUAGUAUAUAUUUACAUUAUUCAAAUAACAUGGAAAAUAAGACAAUAAAUCAAAAUUUUCUGAAAAUCGAUUCCUUUGUCAAGAAUUUUAAAUCUGAAACCGGUUUAAAGUUUGAACCCGACCGCGCAAAUUCAACAGCUGUUUGCACUCGUUUGGACUACCGUUGACCAAAGUUAUCCCUUGACACCAGCGAUCGAUAAAAAGCUGUCAGCUCCGGGAUCCCCUGAAUUCUAAAACUCGUUCAACGUUUUUAUCUAACCCUUGGACCACCUGUUAAAUCUUUUUUCUCGUCCCCACUUGAGCCGAAAACCUUGCAAUUCUCAAGUUUUCUAAGUCGUGCAAGAUAUCGUCAACAGCGCCAUGUCCCACCAUGUCCUCCUGUGGACCAAUCAGCUGCCGCAAACAUAUAUCAGUGUCGCAAACGAAUGACAACAAAAGAGACUGAUAGUGUAUACUCGCGAGUGCGUUUUUCGCCGAAGUUUUUCGUUUUUCGCCGAGGAUAACGUCGCGUCGUAGCGGUGAAAGUGUUCGAAGAAUAUGAAGAGAAGAAAUGCUGAGUGCGGCAAGCUCCGGAGACCCUUAAAACGCAACAAGAUCACUGAAGGAAUCUACGGAAGUACUUUACUUUACUUAAAGUUUCUUCUGCUAUGGGCCAUGGUGAUUUUAGCAGACUUCAUUUUAGAAUUCCGUUUUGAAUUUUUGUGGCCUUUUUGGCUCCUACUUCGAAGUGUCUACGAUUCUUUUAAGUAUCAAGGCUUGGCCUUUUCCGUAUUUUUUAUUUGUAUCGCACUCACAUCAGACAUGAUUUGCUUCUUUUUCAUCCCAGUACACUGGCUUUUCUUUGCUGCCAGUACAUACGUUUGGGUGCAGUAUGUUUGGCACACAGACAAAGGCGUUUGCCUGCCAACUGUGAUGCUAUGGCUGCUGUUUCUUUAUAUAGAGGCAGCAGUUCGAUUAAGAGACCUACGGCACAUGCCAUUUCAUUUAGAUCUCUGUAGGCCAUUUGCUGCUCACUGCAUUGGUUAUCCUGUAGUCACAUUAGGGUUUGGUUUUAAAAGUUACAUAGGAUACAGAAUGAGACAGAGAAAACAAAAAGACGUAGCGAAGGAGAACGAGUUCUACCUGCAGCUAUUACAGCAGGCAUUGCCUGCUGAGCAGCAGGCUGCAAAUAUGCAGCAAAUACAGCCACAAGUGCAGUUGCAAGCACAGCUUGCAGCGGCGCCUCUGGAGCAACAUUCAAAAUCACAGCCUCACAGGCCAAAUUCGCAGUACAACCAAAGUCCAGAAAAAAGUAGAGGUAGGCCUGGUGGCUCGACAGCAGAAACGGGCUUACAAAAUGGUUGCAUUCACAAUGGCACACAGACUGUGUCGCAAGCACAAAGUACAGCGACGAAAAAUAUUCACAGAAAGUCUCUGGAUAAGGGGGAGAAACAAGAGGACCAACAACACAACAAACAGAAUAGCAGUGUCUCACAGUCGGAAAAAAACGACAAGAGAUUCGUGCACACAAAUGGGUCUGCAGUUUCGUCUAGCGAUCUCCAAUUUAUCGAAAGAAUUGGCUCUGUUAAUGACUUCGAUGUAAAUGAAGUCGAGAAGGACAAAUCGGUGAAGGGAGGUUCGGGACACACGUCUGUGAAAACACAGUCGAAUGGCUCGACCACGGGAAAAUGGAACAACGUGAAGGAAAGUCGAGAUUCCUCGGCGACGAAUAACCAGCGAGAACGCAAGGGUCGUCAGUCGAAAAUCACGAGCGACGUCAUAUCGGAAAACCAAAAGCAACAGGACGAAUAUUGCCAGAGGUUAUUAAUUUGUCGAAAGCUUGAGGCGGACGUGAAACGUUUAAAGUCAGACUUACAGUCUAGCAGACAAGUUGAACAGGAGCUUCGGUCGCAAAUUAAUACGUUAAUGAGCGGCGAAAGACAAGCCAAAAGCGAGCUUCAACAACUGCAGCAUGACAACGACCAGUUGCAGAGCAAGUUGCAUGGAUUGGUAUCGGCUCGUCAAAUGGACAGACAGACACUGUCGACAUUAGAAAAACGAGUCGCGGACGAGCGAAGACAGAGGAACUCUUGCGAGGUUUCCCUGGCUUCGGAGAGAAGAGCUCGUCGAGCUGCUGAGGAAGCUCGUUCCGCGAUUCCACCGCCUCCACCUCCUCUAGUUCGACAGGAAUGCACCGACGCUUGCAAAACUCGCAGAGCUCAACUCGAGCAAGACGUGAAAAGCUUGCGCAGAGAACUCAAAGCGAAAGACGAAAGGUAUAUUUCUUAUGAGAAGGAAGCGACGCGAUGUAAGGAGAAUCACGGCGAAACGGAAAUCUUGCUCGGAGCGCUUAGCGCUUUGCAAGACAAAAAUUCUCAUCUAGAAAACAGCCUGAGUGCAGAGACUCGAAUUAAACUCGAUCUCUUUUCAGCCCUCGGGGAAGCGAAGCGUCAGCUCGAAAUCAAAGAGAGUAUGAUCAGAACACAGGACAAAGAUAUGGAGUGUCUGAAGGCGAAAAUAGCGCAAGAUUUAGCUGUUAUGCCACAAGACACAUUCGGACCAACUUCCACCAAUACGACGUCGAAGCUUCGUCUCGGAAAUGAUGCUCGCGUCGGAGCCAAGCUUCGUACAAAUGAAUGCACAGUUUCAAAUCUCGAUCCAAACGCGACAGUAUACACGCCCAAAAACUCGUUAAUAGCAUCAACAGAGGCUUGAAGGGUAAUUAAAAAAAAAAUUAAAAAAAAAAAAAGAGCCCCUCAAACUAUUUUCCGAAGCGGCGAUCUCAUUCGCUUUAAUUUGAAAAGAUCGCGAAAGUGCGCUUCUCCGCGAAUCCCAACAGACCAGACUAAAACCCGUAAUUUUUUUUUGAAGAGAAAUUCCCCGGUGAAUUUUUCACAAAGAGUGGCUUCAAAAUUGGAAAUUUUUUGCGGCUGUGGGUCGACCUGGCACAAUUCGUCAUUUUAUUGCUAGUUUUUGAUUAGGUUAUUUUUUGUCACGAGAAGUUUGGAAGUCGAAAGUAAUUUAAUUACUUUGGGAAAUCCUUAUCUUCUCUUUUUUUCUUUUUCUUUUUUUUUUUUUUUAAUUAUCUGAUCCUUACGUAAGACGUUAUAAAGAUAUUAUUUAUUCUUCUCGUUGAUAAUUUUAUCUGAACGAAAAAAAGACAAAACAAAACAAAACCAAAAAAAAAAAAAAAAGAAAGAAAACAAAUUUGG